Molecule: messenger RNA, 1770 nt
Organism: Fonsecaea erecta
Lineage: Eukaryota; Fungi; Ascomycota; Eurotiomycetes; Chaetothyriales; Herpotrichiellaceae
Exons: 3
Coding region: 1-1770 (589 amino acids)
Source: RefSeq, a predicted model, not a curated record
AUGCCACAAAGGACACUGCUUAAAGGCGACGGGGAUUCCGCAAGACCAUUCGUGUCUCAAGCACCAGAAUGCGUCGUCACUCAGACUCUUAUGAUCCACUCCUUCGCAAACAGCUAUGGCAAGCCAUACGUUGGCCCCUACAUACCUCCGGAUUGCUCUUUCAAUCGGGUGGCACUCAAUCUCACGGUCACCGCUGCCGGCAAGCAGUUUGACCGCCUGGCAAUAGCUUACUUUGGCGAUGUUGAGAUCUGGCGAACGAGCACGGCGGAGCCGACUCCCAAUGGCAUCAUCUGGACCUAUAUCAAAGACGUGUCCCAUCUCUUGGCACUCUUCACCCACUCCCAGACGCUCACCUUUGACCUCGGAAACCUGAUCAACGAAAAUUACACUUCUCCAUUCAAUGUGACCUUGCAGGCGACCUUCUUCACCACUGCCGACACGGAGAAGCGGGCAGAUCUGAUCCUUCCGAUACCAGCUGGAAGGAGCCCCAGCAGCGAGUUCAAUGUCUGGAAUUCUCAUCUCGGUAAAACAUCGAACAUGUUGGUACUGCCGCAAAACAUCGAACGGGCCGUCAUCACCGUCUCUGCGACCGGUCAGAUGAAUGAAGAAUUCUGGUACUCCAAUGUGCUCUCCUCGAAUGUGGAUACCUUCGGAGCCAAUUCACUUUUGGGCUAUUCCCCUUUUCGAGAGAUACAAUUGUUCAUCGACGGAAAUUUGGCUGGGGUUGUGUGGCCUUUCCCCAUUAUCUUCACUGGCGGCAUCGUCCGCGGCUUUUGGAGGCCGGUCGUGGGUAUCGAUGCAUUCGACAUUCGUGAAGAUGAGAUUGAUAUAACCCCGUGGCUCCCGCUGCUCUGCGACGGCGAAGGCCACUCUUUCGAGCUUCAGGUCGUUGGGAUUGAUGACGAUGGUAACGGGAGUGGUUUUCUGUCUGAAGCCGUGGGCAACUAUUGGGUAAGCACGGUCCUCCGACUGCGGUACUCUUUGCUCAACCUCUUCCAGGUUCUGACAGGGAAAAUAUUUAUCUGGCUGGACGCUAAAGGUUCCAUAACGACCGGAGAUCGUCAUACGAUAGAUGCCUCCGUUUACUCCAUUUCUUUGUCGUCCACAGUUGGAACCACUUCGAAUGGAACAAAUUGUACCCUUUCUUAUGCGGUCAAUGUCGAUCGCCAACUUUAUAUCUCGUCGGAAAUCCAGACGUCCCACGGUAGCAAAGCUGCGGUCUGGCAGCAAUAUCUCGCAUAUUCGAAUGAGGGUAAUAUCUCAGACUUCGGAGAUGUCCAGGUUACCUUGCAGAACACAUUUGGCAAGGCCAUAUCAUCAGAAGGUUUUUCUCGUACCUUCGACUAUCCGCUCUUCGUCAACAGCACAUUCGUGCAGGACAAAGGCGCCGACACCCUCUCCAUCUCCGCGGAUCUGAGGAGGGGUCAGACGAUUGAAAUUAGCGGCCGUUCAGUAUUCCCAACAGGCUUGGAGUCGUUCGACCAGCUGUAUCCAGAAGAUACCGGGGGACGUGGUGAUUACCCAAGAUUCGAUGGCAGCCGCUUGAUGACGACUCAGAACGGCAGUGCCGUAUAUUUUAGCCACGGCAACACUUCCGUCAGCCCAGGCAUGACGCAGCAAGAUCUCUCACUCUACGGCGUGAAGAGCGCAGCUCUGGAGACUGGACCAGCCACCUCAGUAGAGGUGUAUCACAGGCAUGUUCUUGCCGUCAAUGAUACUCUUGUACGAGACGUAGAGUCUUUUCUGGGCCAGCAUCAGAAGGUCGACUAG